Molecule: messenger RNA, 974 nt
Organism: Peromyscus eremicus (cactus mouse)
Lineage: Eukaryota; Metazoa; Chordata; Mammalia; Rodentia; Cricetidae
Product: olfactory receptor 141
Exons: 1
Coding region: 39-974 (311 amino acids)
Biological process (GO): sensory perception of smell; G protein-coupled receptor signaling pathway
Cellular component (GO): membrane
Molecular function (GO): G protein-coupled receptor activity; olfactory receptor activity; odorant binding
Source: RefSeq, a predicted model, not a curated record
AACUGAGUAUCUUCAAUAUUGCUUCAUGAGAUUCCAACAUGAUGAACAUCACAGAAGCUACUACAUUUGUUCUCAAGGGACUAACUGACAACACUGAACUUCAGAUCAUUCUCUUUUUCCUCUUUCUAGCAAUUUAUCUUUUUACUCUAAUAGGGAAUGUAGGACUAAUUAUUUUAGUCAUUGGAGAUCCUCAUCUCCACAAUCCCAUGUACUGCUUCCUCAGUGUAUUGUCUUCUGUGGAUGCCUGCUAUUCCUCAGAUAUCACGCCUAAGAUGUUAGUAGGAUUUAUGUCAAAAAACAAAAUCAUUUCACUUCAUGCCUGUGCAACACAGAUGUUCCUUGCUGUUACAUUUGGAACCACAGAAUGCUUUCUUUUAGCAGCAAUGGCAUAUGAUCGAUAUGUAGCCAUUCACAACCCACUUAUGUAUGCAGUGAGCAUGUCUCCUAGAGUCUAUGUGUCACUCAUCAUUGCUUCCUAUGCUGGUGGAAUUAUGCAUGCUGUUAUCCACACAGUAGCCACGUUCAGCCUGUCUUUCUGUCGUUCCAAUGAAGUCAGACAUAUAUUUUGUGAUAUACCUCCCCUGCUUGCUAUUUCCUGCUCUGAAACUUAUGUAAAUGAGCUGCUGCUCUUCUUCUUUGUGAGUUUCAUAGAACUAGUCACCAUCCUGAUCGUUCUGGUCUCCUAUGCUUUUAUCUUGUUGUCAAUUAUUAAGAUGAAUUCAGCUGAAGGGAGGAGGAAAGUGUUCUCUACAUGUGGAGCUCACCUCACUGCUGUGUCCAUUUAUUAUGGCACAAUCCUCUUCAUGUAUGUGAGACCUAGUUCAAACUACUCCUUGGAGCAUGAUAUGAUAGUGUCAACAUUUUACACCAUUGGGAUUCCCAUGCUCAACCCCAUCAUCUACAGUCUGAGGAACAAAGAUGUAAAAGAGGCAAUGAGAAGAGUUUUGAGAAAAAAAUUUCAUAUUAAACAUUAA